AUGCCACAAAUUGUAUUUGAUCCUUUGGGAGGGCUCAACAGCUUUCUUCGACAAAUGCCAAUCCCUACUUUAAAUAGUUAUAUUACUAUGAGUUUACUACUCAGUUCUGUAUCAUGGUAUCAUGUUCAUAAUUUAUUUUUGGAUAGAGAGUUUGAUGAAAUGGUAAAGGCUCACAUUACAAACCAAACGCAGUCAGGACGCUUGAGUGAAUUUGGGAAACUUUUUGAUAGUUCGUUAACAUUUCGAAAACUCCACUACGCAGUUAAUCAUCCAACUUUAAUUUGGGUGGUCCUAAAUACGGUUUGUGCGAGCUUGGCUAUUCUGGCGAAAGCCGCUGUGUACUUUACGUUUGGUCAGUUAGGAGCGCAGGAAUCUGAGUUACUGCGUGAUCGACUUUGCAAUUUCCUUUUGUAUAAGGCAGUAUUCGUGUUUGGAGUCCUGAGCAGCAUUUUGCUUGAUGAAAUGGUUUUAUGGAUUUUAUGGUUUACUUUUAUAUCAAUGCUCACUUUGUUACAAAUACUGACAAUGCAUCGGUUUAAAUAUUUCACUUCUUCUCUUCCUCCAAGUUUCGUCCAGUUACGCGUUCUGCUUCUGAACAUCUUCUCACUGGUUGCGGCAAUGAUUCUGGCUACUAUUGCUUUUUCUUCAUUCAGCUUCUUGUCAACUAGCUAUGCCCUCUUCGUCCUUGCUGAUGCUUCGAAAUUGCUUGUGAGAGGUGCCUACCUGACUUUCAAGUCCGUAAUGUUGCUUAAUGAGGCACAUCCUGUAUUACCAUUUUUAAAUUCUAUUACCUUUGCUUACUAUAUUGAUUUAGUUCACGAUAUAGUCACCGAUACCAUCGAUUUAUUACACUACACACAUAUGCUGCUUUACGCUCAGAUUGUCUUGAGCAUGGCUUGCAUUGUUUUAUUUAUGCAGCUUCGAGCUUUCUACAAAUCGCUGUCUACCCGAAUAAAUAGGCACUUCAAAUACAAGCUGAUCAGCUCCCAUAUAAACUCAAAUUAUCCUUUGGCGACGAAAGAAGAGUUAGAAACUAUUGAAGACUUCUGUGCAAUUUGCCGAGAACAAAUGCAAAACGCUCGAAAACUUCCAUGUUCUCAUUACUUUCACGAAUGGUGCUUAAGAAGCUGGCUUGAACAAGAUAGCUCGUGUCCAACUUGUAGGUUAGUUCUUGCCGCGUCGACAGAUACAUCUCGUGCACUACCUAAUACCAGUGCUCGGAGAGUGAAUCAUGUCUUUCGCUUUGAUGGUACAAGAUACUCAACAUGGCUACCGCGAUUUUCAUUUGAACUGCUGCAUAGCGCAGGGUCUCACUCAUUUCAAAGAAAUAGGGUGCCCGCCUUCGAUACUUCGCAACUGAAUUCAAUGGUUACUCAGGUGCAUGAAAUGUUCCCUCAGCUUGCUAUGGAGUCGAUUUUACAGGACCUGAGGGAAAGUGGGUCAGCUCAAGCAACAAUAGAAAACAUUCUCGAGGGGCGGCUUGAUGAAUAUAACGCCUCAAUAACUUUCGAGCACUCCUUUCAGGAUGAAGAAAACGCGCUUAACCCUGGACUGACAAACCCGCUUCCCCAUAUACUUUUUAAUUCACCGUCUGCCUCAGAAAAUUCUGCAACGCCAGCAUCUUCUAGUGGACGAUUUAGUGCUCGUUCUGGAGAAAGGCAGUCGAUACUGGCAGAGAGGAAAGCAAGCCUGAUUAGACUGCAUCGAAAGCGUUAUAUUGCAUCAGAACGAGGAGCCAGUUUACGUGCUUUGGGAUACGACUGCGAGACAUCGGAGGCACGGCGUUACGACCCGGACACUCAGUAG
Messenger RNA from Enterobius vermicularis (human pinworm), 1806 nucleotides. The record is from the annotation of a GenBank genome assembly. Lineage: Eukaryota; Metazoa; Nematoda; Chromadorea; Rhabditida; Oxyuridae.